AGAAAGCUGAGAAGAAAGCUGGAGGUGGCAAGAAGGGCAAAGGGAAAAGCCCGGUGGUGGAUGUCCUUCCGCCCGAGGGCAUGACCAAGGAACAGCUGGACGAACACAUUGGGCGGAUCCAGGAGGAGUUGGACCGUGAGAGAGAGGAGCACAACUACUUCCAGCUGAAGCGGGACAAGAUCCACACCUUCUGGGAGAUCACCCGGCGGCAGUUGGACGAGAAGAAGGCAGAACUGUGCAACAAGGACCGCGAAAUGGAGGAGGCAGAAGAGCGUCACCAGGUGGAGAUCAAAGUUUACAAACAGAAAGUGAAGCACCUGCUUGAGCACCAGAAUAACCUCACGGAGCUGAAGGCGGAGGGUACGGUGUCCAUGAAGCUGGCUCAGAAGGACCACCGGUCCCAGGAAAUGGAGCUGCGUAAGGACAUGCGCACCCUGAAGGUGGAGCUGAAGGAGCAGGAGCUGGCCAACAAGAUGGUGGUGAAGAACCUGCACCUGAAACAACAAGAAGACACAACACAACUGCGUAAUGACUUUGAGAGACAAGUGAAAGGUCAGUUCUGGGAUUGGCCAUCAAAAGCCGCAGUAAAAUGAGCUGUGUCCACACCAAGGCUCCUCCCUUCAGGUUCAGCAGGCCAGCGUAUUUAUUAUUUACUUGUUUAUUAUUUAUUAAAGUGUUUAUAUAACAAGAUCUCAGGAUAUCAUACAGAUAAAAUCAAUUUAGAACAACUUUAAAAAUUCAGAAUAA
This is a messenger RNA of Sceloporus undulatus (fence lizard), 747 nucleotides long. Its product is annotated as dynein regulatory complex subunit 4-like. Gene Ontology annotation, biological process: flagellated sperm motility. The record is from RefSeq and is a predicted model, not a curated record. NCBI's taxonomy places the organism in Eukaryota, Metazoa, Chordata, Lepidosauria, Squamata, Phrynosomatidae. Gene Ontology annotation, molecular function: small GTPase binding; microtubule binding. Gene Ontology annotation, cellular component: Golgi apparatus; microtubule.